Talpa occidentalis (Iberian mole) is the source of this 2320-nucleotide messenger RNA. Its product is annotated as transcription factor SPT20 homolog. Gene Ontology annotation, molecular function: transcription coregulator activity. Gene Ontology annotation, cellular component: SAGA complex. NCBI's taxonomy places the organism in Eukaryota, Metazoa, Chordata, Mammalia, Eulipotyphla, Talpidae. The record is from RefSeq and is a predicted model, not a curated record. Gene Ontology annotation, biological process: regulation of transcription by RNA polymerase II.
UUAUGUCACAAUGCAACAAGCUUUAGAACGAGCUUUGGAUCGCGCUGACUCAAUCAUUGAAAGUGUCCGGCAGAGGCCGCCUAAAAGGACAUGCUCCGCUAGCGGGGAGAAGUCUCUCCACCACAAGCUGUACGACAUCUACGCUGAGGAGUGUGAGAAGGAGCCGGAGGGCGCCGAGGAGUUGAGAAGCAGUGUGAACUUGCUGGAGAAGCUGGUGGCGCGCGAGGCCCUGCCGCGUGUGGUGGUGAACCUGUACCCGGGAGAGCAGGGCUAUUCUCUGAUGCUCAAGGGCACGGACGAGGCCUGCUCCGAGACCGUCCGCAUGCGCUACGAGGAAGGGGAGUUGCUGCAGUACCUGGAUGCAGAGCAGUUACCCCCUGUUCUGCUGGAUCUCCUGGAAAAAUCGGAGAUGAAUCUUUUCCACCGCGGGUGCGUCCUCGCAGAAGUUCGGGACUACAGGCAGCGCGCCCGGGGCCCCCCCGGCUACCAGAGCAGGCACGUGCUCCUGCGGCCGACCAUGCAGACCCUGGCCGCGGACGUGCAGGCCAUCGCCGGCGCCCACCAGGACUGGACGCAGGACGACAGACUGCUGCUGGAGAGCCAGCUCAUCUUGGCCACCGCCGAGCCCCUGUGUCUCGAUCCUUCCGUCACAGUCGCCUGCACGGAAAACAGGCUGCUCUACGACAAGCAGAAGAUGAACACUCACCCGAUGAAACGGAGCCUCAGGAGGUUUUCCAUGGCUUCUCUGGCCAGGGAGCGGGCGCGCCCUCCCCGCCCGCCGCCGCCCCAGCUCAGCGCCCUGGCGUCCUGGAAAAAGUCCAAAGCAAGCCAAGCGGCUCCGCAGUACGACCUCAAAAUCUGUAAGGUGGGCCACUGUGUAGAUCUGUGGAAACGGAGGCCCUGCGAGCUGGCCGUCCCCUCUGCAGUGGACGUGGAGAAGUACGCCAAGGGCAGGCCGUCUGGGCCGCGAGCCGGCUCCCGGCCCAGCGCGCGGCCCGUCGCGGAGGUCAAAGAGGACUCGGCGCCGGGAGCUGAAGCUGGCAGCGCCGCCCAGACGGCAAGGCCAACCUUCCCGCGGCCGGGUAAGGAUCCACUAUCCUCUGCAGAAAGGCCUCAUGCAGAAACCAGACGUGAGCGACAAAUGUCUCUCCCUGGUGACCCCUCCGCAGAUGACCACUCCAGUCUGGACACGGAUGCCGGGAGGGUCGUCAGCGGGUCCGGGGAGCUGGUCCCGAAGAAGGCCCCCUGCCCGGUCAAGAUGUCAUCGAGCCCCCGUGGCUCAACCAGUCUCAGCCACUUCUCCCCAGGCAAAGCAGCACAUCAGCCCGACACCACCCUGGUUCAGUCUUCAGUCUUGCAGAAGGGAGUCACACAUCUGCCUUCCCCCAUGCAGCUCCUCCCAAGCUCAGGGAAGAGUUCCUCGGGGAACAUCUUUAUUCCAGAACACGCAAGCAGCAUUCUCCAAUCUCUGCCCUCUGCUCCUGCUUCCAAGCCACCGAGUGUUCCCCAGAAAUCCUCUAUGGAAGUGAGUGAGGUUCACAAGAUUCCUCCAGCCACUUCAUUCACUACCCUGUCCACUGCCAUCUCCUCACAGAGAACGCCAGCCACCCCAGUCAUGGCCACCUCCACUGGCCAGGACAUCAUCAAUGUGGUGGGUCCUGUUCUUGGAGCCCAGACUUUGGCCAGUGGGUCCCACCCCAUACAGGGCUCAACCCCUGGGGCCAUAGCUCCUGCCAGAGUCAAGCCCUCAGGAGUCCAGCCACCAAAUGUGCAGCCUGGUGAGUUGCAGCAACCUGCUCAAGUGGGACCACAACUUUUUUUGAAAACAGCGUCUGGCCUCAGACCUGUCACUCUAAUUCAGGUUCCACCUGGUUCAGUUCUUUUGAAGACACAGCAGCAGAAACUCUACCAGGUGACUACACAGCAACAGCUUCUGCCCAUCUCCACUGCUCAUCCCCAGCAGCCAGUGCCACAGGGUUCAAGUGCACAAGAUUCAUCCAGUCAGACAACAGCCUUGUUUACUCAGCAACAUGUGGUCUUUAACCUCACUAGAGGCGGAAGUUUGCAGUCCCAGCCAAGUGUCUUGUCUCAACUUGGCCCUCACCAGGGAAGACCUAGGCAAAGCCUUCCUCAGCAGAGAUUCCAGCAACCCUCUGCCUUGCAGCAGCCUCAGCAGAUACAGCAGUUGAGGAUCUUGCAGCAACCAGGGGCUGUGGUGACAACAGCAACCUCAAGAACUCAGCCACCACAGCCGCCGCAGACAGCGAGCCUGUCCACAGAUAAAAUGAAUCUAGACCCACCAGCAGCUCCCAGCUCCUGA